Molecule: messenger RNA, 1644 nt
Organism: Coccomyxa subellipsoidea C-169
Lineage: Eukaryota; Viridiplantae; Chlorophyta; Trebouxiophyceae; Coccomyxaceae
Exons: 7
Coding region: 1-1209 (402 amino acids)
Biological process (GO): maturation of SSU-rRNA
Cellular component (GO): nucleolus
Molecular function (GO): RNA binding
Source: RefSeq, a predicted model, not a curated record
AUGGUGGGUGCCCUCUCACCAGACAACGCGGUUGCCCUGCAGCCGAGCCGUGCGCUAGCGGCUGCCGCGGCAGCUGCCGCAGAGCCGCCGCCACACGAUCACAGCCGGCCAGCAUGGGCGCGGAUUGGGGCGGCUGCGGCUCUGCCGCUGCGGCCGCAUGUGGGUGACAUCGCUGUGCCACUGGAGCUAGAGCACAUUCAGAGGUGGGAGAGGGCGGCAGCGGCGAUUGCAGAGGACCACAGGUUUGAGAGGGAAGCAGCUGCGCAGCUGGCGCAGCCAGGGAGCCUGCCCACCGCUGACGUGGCAGCACAGCUUGUUCAGGACAUAAUGCAGCGCACCGCGGCAUCCGGCGGGGUUCCCUCCCAGCAGCUGCUGCAGAAGCUUGUCGAGCGCUGCGCAGAGAGUGGGUACUGGGAGGUGCUCCAUGGGCUUGCUGAGCAGAGGAACCUGGCCGCCUUCGAGCGGUGUCCCAGCUUAGUUGCCUCCAUGGCGGAGUCUGGCCAGUACAGACUGCUCGCCUGCGCUCUCUGCCAGGCUGUGGAUAUGUCACCUGCUGAUGUGGCGGCUGCGCUGGAGGUGCUGCUUGCCGAGCGCACGCGGUUCCCGAGGGAGCUGUGCGCGUGGCAGCGCCACUAUAGCGAGGCGGCUGAGUCAGCGGUGGCCGCUGCUGAGUCAUCCAUUGGCAUGGAGGGGCUCCACGAGGCAGCCCUGGCAUCUGCGCAGGCCGUUGUCGCAGCUGUUGAGGGCUUCACUCCGCAGGAGGUAUGCUUGCAUGCCAUGGUGGCGGGCGGCCAUGACAACGCCGUCGUUCUGGCGGCUCUGCGCAAGCUCAGGGCACCGCAGGUCCUCCGCCUCACGGCGUACCUCUCCAAAUGGGCCACGCACCAGCCCGGUGCGGUCUCGCAUCAGCCGUCGACGCUGCCGCUUGGCGUUGCGCUGCCGACGCUGGGCGACGCGCUGCGCUGGGCGGCUGCGGUACUCGACGCACAUUUCGUGACGCUGGCCGGCCAGCCUAAACAGGCUCUCACUGCCCUGCUGGCGCUGCAGGAGCAGGUGGCAGAUGAUGUGAAGGUGUCCCAGAAGGUUGCGGCGCUCGGGGGUGUGCUGGAUCACAUCAGCCGCCAGGCGCCUUUGCCCACGUUCUCAAGCGCAGCCGCGCAGGUCUACUCUGUUGAGCUGCUGGAUCUGCGCGUGCGCAGCGCCGGCUGAGAGCUCUAUCCUGGGAUCACUCCUUGUCAGGGAAACUCCGGAUUUUGUUUCACAGAGCCUUGUGUGAUAAAUUGAAGGCCCAUGACCGGCUGGGUUUUUCGCAAGGCAACCUCGUAGAGGUCUCAGUGGGAGCACAGUUGUAAGCAUUGCUUGGGAGUUUGUUUGGUGGCGAGGUAUGGAGCCUACUGAUUGCAAAGUGCAUGCUUGGUUGUUGAUCGAGAGCAAAUACAACGACAUACAUAUGUCUGGCAUCGGGCGGCGAAGGGACCCGUUUGUGAGCUUUUCGUGGAUAGCUUUAGACACAUUUGACUUUGCCUAGAGAAGAGUCAGAGUGUGGCAUGAGACUUCCAGUUCAUGUGCUUGAAAGGUCCCACAAGAGCUAUUACUGUAGGAUGCAUCCCUCAGAGGGAUCCUGUAGCAUAUAAUGUUUGAUCC